AUCAACUUACAAAUAUCCCAACAUAACAAAUAAAGCCUUUAAAACUUCAUUCUAAUAUAUGAUGUCUACUUCUUCAGUUUCUGUAUGUUCACAAAUAGAUGUGUUUGCCAUUGGUGAGUAUGAGACAAAGCUUGUGAAACCAGCAGACACUGUCACUCCAAAACCAUUGUUAAUAUUUACACCAUUAGAAGCUGGAGAAUAUCCAGUAUUGAUUUUACUACAUGGUUAUCUUCUUAAUAAUUCCUUUUAUUCCCAGCUUAGCCAUCAAAUUGCUUCCCAUGGCUUCGUACUUGUCGUACCCCAGUUAUAUUCAGUAGCAGGACCAGAUGCAACUAAAGAGGUCGCAUACGUUGCUGAAAUAACCAACUGGCUACCUGAAGGACUUCAACAGCUUCUUCCAUCUCAAGUAAAUGCCAACCUAACAAAGCUAGGACUAGCUGGCCACAGCCGUGGAGGAAAAGUUGCCUUUGCCCUUGCAUUGAAUAGAGUCAAAACCGACUUGAAGUUGAAAUUUUCUUUACUAAUCGGGAUUGAUCCGGUUGAUGGAAUGGAUAAGGGGAUACAAACUCCACCGAAAGUUCUUACUUACAUUCCACAUUCAUUUAACAUUGGCAUGCCAGUGAUGGUCAUUGGUACAGGUCUUGGGGAAGUCAGAAAAAAUACUCUGUUUCCAGCUUGUGCUCCAAAAGGGGUAAACCACGAAGACUUUUACAACGAGUGUUGUAAACCAGCUUGUUAUUUUGUUGCAAAAGAUUACGGGCAUCUUGAUAUGCUCGAUGAUGAGACUAAAGGGAUUAGAGGGAAGGCUACUCAUUGUUUGUGUAAGAAUGGAAAGUCUAGGGAACCAAUGAGAAGAUUUGUUGGAGGGGUUGUGGUUGCUUUCUUGAAAGCUUAUUUGGGAGGGAAUUUUAGUUAUUUGAUGGGCAUAAAAGAUAAUGAAAAUACACCUGUUGUGCUCCAGCAAGUUGAUUUUCUGGUUUGAUGAUUUUGAUCUAUCAUAGUUAUUGGAAGGAUGUUGACUUUAAUAUCAAGCAUACCUUGCCAUUUCGACUUUUUUAUUGAA
Erigeron canadensis is the source of this 1063-nucleotide messenger RNA. RefSeq names its product chlorophyllase-2-like. Gene Ontology annotation, biological process: chlorophyll catabolic process. The transcript has 2 exons. The record is from RefSeq and is a predicted model, not a curated record. Bases 59 to 982 code for a protein of 307 amino acids. Lineage: Eukaryota; Viridiplantae; Streptophyta; Magnoliopsida; Asterales; Asteraceae. Gene Ontology annotation, molecular function: chlorophyllase activity.